AUGAAGCUGGAGGUCUUCGCCCCGCGCUACGAGGACAAGCUGGGCGGCAGCGACCAGGAGGGCAGCGGGGCCCCGUCCCCCGCGCCGGGCGACAGCGAGCUGGGCUCGGACGGGGACUGCGCCGCCCACAGCCCGGGCAGCGAGCGGGCGGCGGGCGCGGGGCCGGCGGGCGCGGAGGGCGGCAAGGGGAAGCCGUACACGCGGCGGCCCAAGCCGCCCUACUCCUACAUCGCGCUCAUCGCCAUGGCCAUCCGGGACUCGGCCGGCGGCCGCCUCACGCUGGCCGAGAUCAACGACUACCUGAUGGGCCGCUUCCCCUUCUUCCGCGGCGCCUACACGGGCUGGCGCAACUCGGUGCGGCACAACCUGUCGCUCAACGACUGCUUCGUCAAGGUGCUGCGCGACCCGGCGCGGCCCUGGGGCAAGGACAACUACUGGAUGCUCAACCCCAGCAGCGAGUACACCUUCGCCGACGGGGUCUUCCGCCGCCGCCGCAAGCGCCUCAGCCGCGCCCCGCCGCCGCCGCCGCCGCCGCCUCCCCCCGCGCGCCCGGAUUGUGGAUAA
Mauremys mutica (yellowpond turtle) is the source of this 564-nucleotide messenger RNA. It is a transcript of the gene FOXQ1, whose product is annotated as forkhead box Q1. Gene Ontology annotation, molecular function: DNA-binding transcription factor activity, RNA polymerase II-specific; RNA polymerase II cis-regulatory region sequence-specific DNA binding. The transcript has 2 exons. Gene Ontology annotation, biological process: cell differentiation; anatomical structure morphogenesis; regulation of transcription by RNA polymerase II. Lineage: Eukaryota; Metazoa; Chordata; Testudines; Geoemydidae. Bases 1 to 564 code for a protein of 187 amino acids. The record is from RefSeq and is a predicted model, not a curated record.